UGUGAGUUUUCUGUUACCCAUACUUUAUCUUCUUCUUCAACCACCUCGCUUUCUCUCUACUGUUUGCAGAGACGGAGGAGAGAGUUUUAGAGAGAGAAGGAAGCCAUGGAAAGGCUCCUCUCUUCUUCGUCUCCAAUCCCUUUGAAAUUCCAUUCCAACCCUUCUCCUUUCCUCCCUCGACUCGGUCGUACUGACUUUACCAAACUCAAUCUUCUCCCAUCUUCACGCCCCGAGUUAAGGCGGCUCAGCUCGUUGUUCUGCAAAUCUGAUGGUUCAUCGCAGGCUUCUUUUCCAUCUUCUUCUUCGUUCUCUUCUUUCUCUACGCCGACCAACAGCUUACAUGCUCUCUGUUUUUCGUCUUCUUCUUCCUCGGACGCCUCUUCAAAUGGGUCAGUGCCGGAAUCUUGAAAUCUCAAAAAGAUCUCAAAUGGGGCUUUUGGGAAGAGCAAGGAUUUAACUUUCUAUGUGAUCAUUGAUCCAACUAUGUGAAGGUGCUAAAACAUUUCCAUAUUGCAAACAUGUUUCAGGCCAUUACUGUAGGGGCAUACAUUAUGCUUUCUGCGCUCAUUAUGAUCUUAAUUCAACCAAUUUUCGCACCUGCAGCUUUUGCAACUUUUCAAACUGCAGCUAAGACAGGUGCCCCUGCUGCUGCUGCAGCAGUUGGGGGGACACUGAUUCGGACUGAACUGCUAAGUAGUGCAUGGACUGGUUUCUUUGCUGGUUGCUUGCACACUUUAUCAGGGCCUGACCAUCUGGCUGCUUUGGCCCCUCUUUCUAUCGGGCGUUCCUGGAUGGAAAGUGCAGCUGUUGGAGCUCUAUGGGGCUGUGGGCAUGAUGCUGGUCAGGUUAUUUUUGGAUUAAUAUUUCUGUUGCUCAAGGAUCGGCUUCAUAUUGAAGUUAUUCGAACUUGGGGGACAAGAGUAGUAGGCCUUACACUUCUUGUCAUUGGUGCUAUGGGCAUUAGAGAAGCUUCAGAAGUCCCUACCCCAUGUGUUGCAUUAGAGAAUGGUGAGUGUGAUGUUGGUGUUUAUGAAGCACUUGAAAACCCCACACUUGGUAAGAAGAAAAUUGGUUUUGCUACUUUUGCCACCGGAAUUGUCCAUGGGCUACAGCCAGAUGCACUGAUGAUGGUCUUGCCUGCUCUUGCUUUACCUUCUCGCUUGGCUGGUGCUGCCUUUCUGAUAAUGUUUUUGGUAGGGACUGUGGUGGCCAUGGGAAGCUACACAGUAUUCAUAGGAUCAUGUAGUCAGGCAUUAAAGGAUAGGAUUCCCAGAAUCACCGAGAAACUUACAUGGGCGUCUUCCAUUGUAGCCAUUGCUCUUGGACUUGCCAUCAUCAUCAGCCAGUUCUUUGGGUACAGCCUUUAUUGAUUUUUCUGACUUUGGUUUCAAGAUUCAUAUUUUGCAAGCUUCUCCUGGAGUGUUGGAAAAGAGCUCUUAUAGAGGAUCGACUGUUCAAGUUGUUUUAAGUGAAACUUCAUCAGGGGCAUCAUCUUUUGUCUUUAAGAGUAAUCGAGUAUGCUUUCUCGCCUUACCUUAUUAAAAGCUUAUGAGUUUUAGUAUUCAGAGGAAAGUCUUGUGCAUUUGUAAUUCUUUUAUGGUAGAUCGGAUUUCUUAAUCACUUUUGCUUUACUUUUAUAAUGUAAGAAACUAAGAAUGGUGCAAUUUAAUCCUUUUACCCCCUACAAA
Messenger RNA from Cannabis sativa, 1688 nucleotides. Its product is annotated as chloroplast protein FOR GROWTH AND FERTILITY 2. The transcript is spliced from 2 exons. The coding region runs from base 519 to 1370 and encodes 283 amino acids. The record is from RefSeq and is a predicted model, not a curated record. NCBI's taxonomy places the organism in Eukaryota, Viridiplantae, Streptophyta, Magnoliopsida, Rosales, Cannabaceae.